This is a messenger RNA of Coregonus sp. 'balchen', 10991 nucleotides long. NCBI's taxonomy places the organism in Eukaryota, Metazoa, Chordata, Actinopteri, Salmoniformes, Salmonidae. The record is from the annotation of a GenBank genome assembly.
AGGACAGAGGAGGGCUUGUCCGAGGAGGAGUGUAGCCAUGUGUAUCCUUUGGUCUUUGCCUCCCGCAGAGGCCUGGCAUCUGCUGCUGGUGCCUUCCUCUACCACAAGUCAGUCAUCUCUCCAUUUCACAUGAUAUCCUUUAUCCUCUAGCCAUCCCUACCAGUAUCACUUAGUAAUAUCAAUCUAUCGUGUGUGGUUGGGUGUGUCAGGCUGUGUUGUGCGAUGAGCAGCAAGCCACAGGAGGCAGACAUGGGCAGUCGCCGGGCCGCCUUCUUCAACCUGCUGGUCUCCUUCUACAUCCAGAGUGAGGUAAAGAAAGAUGCUUCUCUCUCUCUCUCUCUCUCUCUCUCUCUCUCUCCUGUCUCUCUCUCUCUCUCUCUCCUCUCUCUCUCUCUCUCUCUCCUGUCUCUCUCUCUCUCCUCUCUCCUGUCUCUCUUCUCUCCUGUCUCUCUCUCUCUCUCUCUUUCUCUCCUGUCUCUCUCUCUCUCCUGUCUCUGUCUCUCGCUCUCCUGUCUCUCUCUCUCUCUCUCUCUCUCUCUCUCUCUCUCCUGUCUCUCUCGCUCUCCUGUCUCUGUCUCUCGCUCUCCUGUCUCCAUCUCUCUCUCUCUCUUCCCCUCCUGUCUCUCUCUCUCUUCUGUCUCUUUCUCUUUUAUUCUCUCUCACUUUCUCUAAUUCAAUACAGUUCUGGGUCAAACACUUUUGCCUGGCUUAAUUCAUGAAAAUACAAUAAAAACGUUUGAAAUAAAUAGCUUUUCCUUUUCAGUUUAUUAGGAGGACAUUGACAAUAAUUGCCUUUUUAUUUAUUUAUUUAUUAUUAUUACAGUUUACUUCUGGAAUUGACUGAUCUAAAUUCAAAUUGAUCCCAACCCUUCAAUAUACUGCAACACCACAACAAACUCUCACCUUCAUUCCUCCACCUCUUUUCUCCCUCCCCUGUCUCUGUGUGUCAGUUCCAUGAGCACGGGGCCUACCUGGUGGACAGUCUGUGGGGUGUAGCAGGCUCUGAGCUGAGGGACUGGGACACCAUGACAUCACUGCUGGUACAGGAGGCUGGCCAGGGACAAGGUACAGAGUUUGUUCAACGUUUACCUGACGACAACCAUGUCGGUCGAAACGUUACAUUUCAAUCACUCAUAGCUCUUAAAGGAUCACUUAUUGUGAGCAAACAGUGAGCGGACAUUGUUGUUGUAAACCACUAGUAAUGGACGUUGUUGUUGUAAACCACUGGUAAUGGACGUUGUUGUUGUAAACCACUGGUAAUGGACGUUGUUGUUGUAAACCACUGGUAAUGGAAAUAAUUUAAAAUGCAACCUAUUUUCUGACCAGUGAAUUAACGUUCCCUCUCUUUCAUUGUUUUUCUUAUUUUUUUCACUCUCUAAUGUCGAAUUUCUGCCCCCUCUUCCUCUUUCCUGCUUUUCUUUCCUUGACUGCCCUGAUCUCUUUCCUCCCUCUUCUCUACUUCUUUCCUCUCCCUCCUUCCCCGACUGUCCUCUUUCUAUCCCUCACCUCGUUCUCCUUCCCCCUCUCUCUCUCUGUGUGUGUGUGUCAGGUCUGGUGGAUGAGGAGGAGGGGGCGUUGAUAGAGUUGAUGAUGUGUGCUGUCAGACAGGCAGCUGAGGGACACCCACCCGUAGGCAGAGCUCAGGCCAAGAAGGUGACCCACCACCCACACCACACCAAUACUAAACUAUCAGACAGGAAAAAGACUGCAGGGUCACUAAAUUGCAUUGACAAGAGUGGUUGUGUGUGUGUUAGAUCUUGAGCAUGAAGGAUAAGAAGAUCCAAGCCCAGGACAAGAGACGCAUCACCACCCAUUUCAUCACCCUCCUGCCCCAGCUGCUGGCCAAGGUAAUGACAAAGAGCAUAUUGAUACCGCUGCAUGAUAAACCAUUAGAAAUUGAUCCUAACACACCUGUCACUCAAACCCAUCAACACAUGCUACUUCCCUAGCAUGUUUAACGGUUAGUUCUUUUUUUCUUGAUUGUUUGAGUUAUUUAUUUUAUUUGUUUGAUGUUACAAACAUAUCUCUGCUUCUAAGCUUUUUUAAACUUGAUUUGUCAUUAUGUCACACAGUACUCGGCGGACGUGGAGAAAGUGACCAGCCUUCUGAAGGCUCCGCUUCAUUUUGACCUGGAGACCUACAGCAGCACUGGUAGACUGGAGAAGGUGAUAGAGAGAGACAGGAGAGAGAGGGAGACAGGAGAGAGAGGGAGACAGGAGAGAGAGAGAGACAGGAGAGAGAGAGAGAGACAGGAGAGCGAGAGAGACAGUGGAGAGAGAGAGACAGGGGAGAGAGAGAGACAGGAGAGAGAGAGACAGGAGAGAGAGAGACAGGAGAGAGAGAGAGACAGGAGAGAGAGAGGGGAGAGAGACAGGAGAGAGAGAGAGACAGGAGAGUGAGAGAGACAGGAGAGACAGGAGAGUGAGAGAGGGAGACAGGAGAGGGAGACAGGAGAGGGAGACAGGAGAGGGAGACAGGAGAGGGAGACAGGAGAGCGAGAGAGAGAGAGACAGGAGAGAGAGCGAGAGAGACAGGAGAGAGGAGAGAGAGCGAGAGAGAGACAGGAGGAGCGAGAGGAGACAGGAGAGAGAGAGACAGGAGAGAGAGCGAGAGAGACAGGAGAGAGGAGAGAGCGAGAGAGAGACAGGAGGGAGAGCGAGAGAGAGACAGGAGAGAGAGAGAGAUACAGGAGAGAGAGAGAGACAGGAGAGAGAGACAGGAGAGAGAGACAGGAGAGAGAGAGAGACAGGAGAGAGACAGGAGAGAGAGAGAGAGAGAGAGACAGGAGGAGAGAGAGAGAGACAGGAGAGAGACAGGAGAGAGAGACAGGAGAGAGAGAGAGAGAGACAGGAGAGAGAGAGAGAGAGACAGGAGAGAGAGAGAGAGAGACAGGAGAGAGACAGGAGAGAGAGCGAGAGAGACAGGAGAGCGGAGAGAGAGAGGCAGGAGGGAGAGCGAGAGAGAGAGAGAGACAGGAGAGAGAGAGCUAGAAAGAAAGGAGAGAGCGAGAGAGACAGGAGAGCGAGAGAGACAGGAGAGCGAGAGAGACUGGAGAGACUGUAGAGAGAGAGAGAGAGAGAGAGAGCAGUGGUUCUCAACUGUUUAAAAAAAAAAAAUUAAUUACUCUGACACUACUCCUACCUUCUCCCACUCAAAACCUUUCGCGACUCACCAGUUGAGAAUCGCUCGCAUAGAGAGCACCUUUUACACAGCUGCUCCCCCUGUAGGCUAAAAUACAACAUUACACAAGAGUUGUCAACUCAAGUCACAUGACUUGGACUCAAGCACAACUUCUCUGUUUAUUCCCUCCCCCCCUUCAGUAUCUGGAUCUGCUGCUGGCCCAGGUGUGUGGCAUCGUGGAGAAGCACACGGAGUCUGGUGUUUUGGAGGCGUGUGCCCGUGUGGCGUGUGCCCUCUGCCACGACAAGUACACCUUCUCCGGCCGUGCCGACCUGGUCGUCAGCCAGCUACUGGACAGUCUGACUGACCGCUUCAGCUCCCACCUCAACGAGCUGCUGCAGGUACACACACACACACACACACACACUUUUGAAGCAUGUUGGUGAUGUUCUAACCCUCCCUCUAUCUCUGUGCUCAGGGCACUGCUGAUGAAGAUGAGGUGUACAGUGCUGCCACUGCCCUGACGAGGAUCGCAGCCUUCAGCAGGUACACUAGUGGUGUGUGUGCACGCGCAUGGUUGUUAGACUGAUGCUGAGGUGUGUAUGUGUGUUUUCAGUGCCAAGGACCUGACUUCAUGGAAGCUGUUUGAGCCCUGCUUUCAGCUGCUGAAGAGUGGAGUGGAGUCCAGAGACAUCGACAAAGAGGUGUGUGUCCAUGUACACACUCACUGACACACACACACACACACACACACAUUGACACAAACAUACACUGACACACACACUCACACUGACACACACACACACUGACACACACACACACUGACACACACACACACUGACACACACACACUGUCACACACACACACUGUCACACACUGACACACAAACACACACUGACACACACUGACACACACACACACACUUAUUGAACAUUGCAGGAAAAAGUGUCAUGUAAAAUAACCAAACUCCAUCAGUGUUGUCCCAUGUCGUUUCAGCUGAUGGUUCCUGCUCUGAAGUGUGCAGCGUUCCACGUGCUCUGGGAGAAAGUCAGGGUGGCCAACUCUACACCAACCAAGGUACCCAUCUCAUAGCAUGGCACUGACCACCUGCCUUCUCUACCCACUGAGUUAGACCAUGGCACUGCCCGCCUGCCUUCUCUACCCACUGAGUUAGAGCAUGGCACUGCCCACCUGCCCUCUCUACCCACUGAGUUAGAGCAUGGCACUGCCCGCCUGCCUUCUCUACCCACUGAGUAGAGCAUGGCACAGCGACACUCACAGGCUCAGUCUCACACACAGAUACACACAUGCAGACAGUUAUGACUAGGCAUUCACAUGUUGUGAUUACCCAAGCUUGAGCCCCGGCAUAAACAUAAACACAGAUAAAUCAUUUUCUUGGUACUGCUUAGUCACUGUCUGUCACUCUGUUGUUCUCAAUCUGUUGCUCUGUCCCCCUCUCUCUCUCCCUCACACACACACAUCAUGUACACACGUAUCUGCACAUUCACAUGUACACAUGCACCAUUCUUUCACACACCCCUCCAAGGCAGAGGUAAAGCGUCUGAAGAAGGAGGUGCGUUCGUUCUGCAUCGUGUGUCAGAGCUGCCUGUCUGUGGGCCAGCCAGAGAUCAGAGACCAGGUUAGCAGAGGGGAGGGGGGGUAUUGAUAGAUGACCCUUUUCAAUUUUAUUGAAUUGGAAAUUUCAGUUUACUUCUUGAAUUGACUGCCUUCAGUUCGAAUUGACCUCAACCCUGUUGAACACACACAGACAGAUAUUUUCAAAUGACUUCUGAACUGAACAGGAGAAGCCAUUUAUGCCAAGUUUUUCCCCUUUAUAAUAUGGGCCAAGUUUUUACCCUUUAUAAUAUGUUUAAUUCAUCACUUGACUGACAUCAAUUGUAAUUGAGCCCAAACCCUGGUGCUGGAGGGUGUGUUGAUGUGUUGUGUGUCUCCCUUGUCAGGCGUUUGAGCUGCUGUGUGACCUGCUGCUGUUGUUUGGUGUGAGCUCGGUGAGGUCUCACCCCACUUUGCAGCCGCUGGCCCACCCCCCCUCCGACUCCCUCCGCUUCGACAUGGCUGCCUUCCUCCUCGACUACGUCUUCACUGAGCCUGACGACGACCAACUGUCCGGUAGGGCAACCAUCACAACUACACUACCUACACCAAGAUGGCACCCUACUCCCUAUUUAGUGUACUACUUUUGACCUGGGCCCUCUCUUUCUCUCUUCUCACCCCCUGCCAUCUCUCUCCCCCUCCCUCUCUUCUUUCUCCAGGUGAGGCAGAGGGAGAGGAGGAGGUGAAGAUGGCUACUCUCCAGCGGCGGCGCAACCAGCUGGCCGGCUACUGUAAACUGGUUAUCUACGGCAUCCUGGACCUCAGCACUGCCACUGACGUCUUCAAAUACUACAGCAAGGUAGAGGAGAGAGGAGAGAGAGAGAGAGAGAGAGAUGUCGGGGGGAGAGAGAUGAGAGAGAGAGAUGCGUAGAGAGGAGAUCGGAGAAUGAGAGAGAUGCGUAGAGAGAGAGAUCGGAGAGAGAGAUGCAGAGAGAUGCAGAGAGAGAGAGAGAGAGAUAGACGUGAGAGAGAGAUCGAGAGGUAGACCGAGAGAUGAGAGAGAGAACAGAGAGAUGCAGAGAGAGAGAGAGUGAACGAGGAGAUGCGAGUGGAGAGGUGACGAGAGGGUGAACCAGAGAGAUGGAGAGAGAGUAGAACCGAGAGAUGGAGAGGUAGAACCAGGAGAGAUGGAGAGGUAGACAUGAGAGUAAACCAGAGAGAUGGAGAGGUAGAACCAGAGAGAUGCGGAGAGGUAGAACCAGAGAGAUACAGAGAGGUAGAACCAGAGAGAUGGAGAGAGGUAGAACCAGAGAGAUGGAGAGAGGUAGAACCGGAGCAGAGAUGGAGAGGUAGAACCAGAGAGAUGAGAGAAUGAGGUAGAACCAGAGAGAUGAGAGAGAUGGAGAGUAGAACCAGAGAGAUGACAGAGAAUGGAGAGGUAGAACCAGAGAGAUCGGAGAGUAACCAGAGAGAUGGAGAGGUAGAACCAGAGAGAUGGAGAGAGGUAGAACCAGAGAGAUGGAGAGGGUAGAACCAGAGAGAUGGAGAGGUAGAACAGAGAAGAUACAGAGAGAUGGAGAGGUAGAACCAGAGAGAUGGGAGUAGAACCAGAGAGAUGGAGAGUAGAACAGAGAAGAGAGUACCAGAGAUGGAGAGGUAGAACCAGAGAGAUGGAGAGGUAGAACCAGAGAGAUGGAGAGGUAGAACCAGAGGGAGAGGUAGAACCAGAGAGAUGGAGAGGUAGAACCAGAGAGAUGCAGAGAGAUGCAGAGAGGUAGAACCAGAGAGAUGCAGAGAGAUGGGAGGGAAGAAUCAGAGAGAUGGAAGAGUAGAACCAGAGAAUACAUGAAUGAGGUAGAACCAGGAAGAUACAGAGAUGGUAGAGGUAGAACCAGGGCAGGGAGAUCAGAGAGAUGGAGAGGUAGAACAAGAGAUGCAUGGCAAAGGAGUGAAGAGAUGGAGAGGUAGAACCAGAGAGAUGCAGAGAGAUGGAGAGGUAGAACCAGAGAGAUGGAGAGGUAGAACCAGAGAGAUGGAGAGGUAGAACCAGAGAGAUACAGAGAGGUAGAACCAGAGAGAUACAGAGAGGUGGAGAGGUAGAACCAGAGAGAUGGAGAGGUAGAACCAGAGAGAUACAGAGAGAUGGAACCAUAGAAAUAGAAUUAAUCAUUGUAAAUCUAGAGGUAGAACCAUUGAAAUAGAAUGAAUCAUUGUAAUUCUAGUGGUAUAACCAUGGAGAGGGUGACAGUCUUGUCUACUUCCUCUAGUUCUACAAAGACUAUGGUGACAUCAUCAAGGAGACUCUGAGCAAAACCAAGAUGAUCAGUCCAGUGCAGAGCGCCAAGACGGUCUGCCUGAGUCUGCAGCAGGUGUGUGCAUGGGUAAAUUAAAGAAUAUCUUUGUUACAGAUAUACUAUAUAUUAAUAUAUUACUAAUUGUGUGUGUGUGUGUCAGUUGUUCUCAGCGCUGGCUCCAGAGAGCGUUGGUGGAGGCCAGGAGUUUGGGGAGAUCAGAGAGCUAGCUAAAAGGCUGGCCAUGAGCUUCGGCAUAGACCUGCACCGCAUCCGCAAACCACUGGUGUCCCUGCACAUGUCAGUCAAACACACACAUGCUAAAUGUCAAUAUAUAAAUCAAUAUUUGUAUUGUCCCAAUUGAGAAAUUCAUUGUGCAGCCAGUAAUUUACAGAAACAUACACACACUUGACAAAAAAUCAGUUUAUGUCUAGCUGGUAUGUAGAACAAAGUGUUCUCUAUUGGUCAGGGAUGGUAUCCGGUUUGCGUUACGGGAGGCAGGAGAGGAGGAGCAACCCCCCAACCUGCCCUUCCUUGAGAUACUCAGCGAGUUCAGUUUCAAACUCCUACGUCAGGACCGAGCCCAGCUGUGAGUCACACACACACACAACAACUACACACAUCUAAGGAUAUGCAUGUCCUUUUCCUCACAUUUCACACACCCAAAAGAAACACAAAUAGAGCUAUCCAUUUGUUUCAGAUCUACAUGAAGUGCCUAGAGGAUAGUCAUGGCCUGAGUCUAUUUCUCCCUCCCUCCCUCUCUCCCUCCCUCCAUCUCCCUCCCUCCAUCUCUCCCUCUCCCUCUCUCCCUCUCUCCCCCUCCCUCCCUCUCUCUCUCUCUCUCUCUACGCCCUACUCUCUCUCUCUCUCUCCUCUCUCUCUCUCUCUCUCUCUCUCUCUCUCUCUCUCUCUCUCUCUCUCUCUCUCUCUCAGGUCAGCUUUCCUGAGUGCUGAGUGUGGCUCUCCUGCCCCCUCCUGGCCAUCUCUGAGGAUGUACCAGCGCUCUCUGCAGUCUGGCUCCUCCAAGCCCCGAGAGGAGGGGGAGAGGAGCGCCACGCUGUCCCCCCACAGCACCCCCGCAGCCAAACGCAGGAGGACCACCCCCCAGGGUCAGCAGCACACACACGUAUUAGUAACAAAGAGAUAAAAGUAUAGAGAGGUGAUUAUUGCCCUGAUGAACCAGAAUUCCAGAUUUUUGUGACCCACCUUUCUACAACCCCUGGCCUAAUGUAGUUGAUCUAAUGUGUUCAGAGGGGAUGGCUUGGACCAUUUGAAAAGGUGACGGGUUUGCUUAAAAAAAGGGUUGGAUAGGUGGAGUUUGGGAGCUGAGCAGAGAUCUAGGAGUUUUAACCCACAGAAAUCCUAUAAAAAUCAUGAGUUGUACUGUAUAUGUAAUUCUAUGGUUUGAACCCCUGACCUCUCCUCCAGGGUCAGUGUCCAGCGCUAGCAGAGGGCAAUGGCUGGACAGCAGCAGUAUCCACAGCAACCUGGCCACCCCAGGCCUCACCUCCACCGUGCAGAGACAGCCGUCCAAUCAGCUGCCCGUCACACAUAAUACACACGCCUCCACCACAGGCUCCGACAAGGGCAGCAUCAUCUCCGAACCCGAGUCUGAUGAGGACUUGUCAGUGGGGUAACUUUCACACCUUUUACCUUAAAAGACUAAACUAAAAACUAACUAAAUGUUUUUUCCAUAGCUAUACUACCCUACUUAUUUGCUUAGUGGAGCUAAAAUAUUUAAUUUGGCUCUCUACUCCAGCAUUUUGGAUUUAAGAUUAAAUGUUUUAUAUGAGGCAACAGUACAGAAUGUAAUAUUUUAUUUGAGGGUAUUUUCAUAUAUAUCUGUUUUACCGUUUAGAAAUUAAUGCACUUUAUAUAUCUAGUCCCCCCAUUUGAAGGUGUCAUAAGUAUUUGGACAAAUUCACUUAUAGUGUAUUAAAUUUAGUCACGUUUAGUAUUUGGUCCCAUAUUCCUAGCAGGCAAUGAUUACAUCAAGCUUGUGACUCUACAAAUUGGUUGGCUGGAUUUGCAGUUUGUUUUGGUUGUGUUUCAGAUUAUUUUGUGCCCUAUUGAAAUGAAUGGUAAAUAAUGUAUUGUGUCAUUUUGGAGUCACUUUUAUUGUCAAUAAGAAUGUAAUAUGUUUCUAAACACUUCUACAUUAAUGUGGAUGCUACCAUGAUUACGGAUAUUCCUGAAUGAAUCGUGAAUAAUGAUGAGUGAGAAAUUUACAGAGGCACAAAUAUCAUACCCCCAAGACAUGCUAACCAUUCACCAUUACAAUAACAGGGGAGGUUAGAUAUUUUUUGGGGGGGUGUAUGAUAUUUAUGCCUUUAACUUUCUCACUCAAUAUCCACAGCAGUAUCCACAGCAACCUGGCCACCCCUGGCCUCACCUCCACCAUGCAGAGACAGCCGUCCAAUCAGCUGCCCGUCACACAUAAUAUACACGCCUCCACCACAGGCUCCGAUAAGGGCAGCAUCAUCUCCGAACCCGAGUCUGAUGAGGACUUUUCAGAGGGGUAACUUUCUCACCAUUUACCCUAAAAAGAAAACAAAAUUACCUAGAUAUGUAUCUACUUUUUCCUUUGUUUCUUUCUUUCCUGGCAAUUCCUCCCCCCUUUCUCUGUCUGAAAACAUUUACAUUUGAGUCAUUUAGAAAGACGCUCUUAUCCAGAGUGACUUACAGUAAGUGCAUUCAACUAAAGUAGCUAAACAAUCACAUAUCACAAUCACUGAGUAAAACCUUCUCCAAAAAUAUAAGCAAUCUGCAAAAUUAGUGCUAGUAACAAAAUACAAUUGUAAAUGCAGGGAAACCCCUUACCCCUUACCUUAGAUCCUACUGGUGUUUGCAGAUGGGAAGAGACUGGAUAGGUGUAUGCAAUAUGAAGGAAGCUCCCCAUAAACCACUGGAAGGAGAGGUGGAGCCAUCAUAUUCCUUACACCUAUCCAAUCUCUUCCUAUUUGCAAACACCAGUAGUAUAUACCAGGAUAUAAUCAAAUUUUUUAAAUUACUAUUUAAUACUUUUUUUUUUUGGGGGGGGGGGCAUAUUUUUUCUGUUACAGACAAUGUGUUACUUGCAUAACCAAACUCCCCUGAGACACCAGCAGGGAGUGGGGUCACCACUGUCAAGCGCCCCUGGAGCAAUUAGGGUUAAGUGCCUUGCUCAAGGCCACAGAGACAGAUUUUUCACCUCGUCGGCUCUGGUAUUCGAACCAGCGACCUCUCGGUUACUGGCCCAACACUCUAAUCUCGAGGCCACCUGCCACCCAUUUGAGUUAAUUUAUGUAUUGAAAAGUGCAUUCAAAAUGUAAUUUAUUAUUAUUAUUGUUAUUAAACCUGUCCAGUUUGUUCAGAUCUACAAUCACUGAAGAGGGAAGGGGCUAGGGGUUGUUCCUUUCUGAAUAUGUUUUGACUUUGUAUCUUGUCCAGUUCACUGCAGCGCAAGGUGGAACCCAGGCGAAGGAGCAAGUUGCCUAUUGCACAAGCCAGCCCCUCUGCGCACUGUGACCUCGAAUCACAUCUCACCAUGUGAGUGUGUUUUUGCAUGAGUGUGUGUUUUGUGUGUUUUGUGUGUUUGCGUGUGUGUUUAGGGAGAAAGCAACAAUUAUUGUAUCUGAUCAUGUAAUGUGCAUACAAUCUUGCUUCCAAUUUCACUUAACAAAGUUAUAUUAACAUAAAAAGAGAAUUGAUGUGGCUGCAUUGGGGGGGUUUUCUGUUACAUUUGAAAGAGUUUGUGGUUUGAAAGACCCAUAUACAAUAUGUGUUAUUAGGCUGAGUCUGAUUGAGGAAGAUGACGAUGAGGAUGAUGAGGUGGAGGAAAAAGAGCCUGAGAUUGAGGACUUUGAGAGUGACGAUUCUGACCACGACACCGCCUUUACACUGGUAAAACACAAGCCCACUCAGAGUUGUUGGUGCACUGACCCUAAAAUGUCUACCAUUGUUGCUAUUCCUUUGUUCCUUCAUCUCUCUUUUUUCUCCAGCCGUCCACCCGUCGAUCCACCAGUUACUUAGAGGAGUUGUUUCAG